Molecule: messenger RNA, 1707 nt
Organism: Raphanus sativus (radish)
Lineage: Eukaryota; Viridiplantae; Streptophyta; Magnoliopsida; Brassicales; Brassicaceae
Product: probable GTP-binding protein OBGM, mitochondrial
Exons: 5
Coding region: 89-1555 (488 amino acids)
Cellular component (GO): mitochondrion
Molecular function (GO): GTPase activity; GTP binding; magnesium ion binding
Source: RefSeq, a predicted model, not a curated record
CCACGGCGGCAACUCAUUCGAUCAAAUUUCCUCGCUACCGUAACUAUCUCCGUAGCUCGCCGGGAGAUCCAUCGGAAAACAAAAAUUUAUGUGGCUGAGCCGAGCUCUUCCUAUCCGAUACUUGACAUCCAACCGAAGACUCCAAAAACCGCCAUGGAUGACAACAUACCCUGCUGCUGCUUUCUACUCAGAUUCUCCGGAGAAGAAAGGAAAAGUCACGCCUUUGCAGGAGACUAGAAUGAGAGAUAGGUUUACUCUGUACGCACGUGGCGGCGAAGGCGGAAGUGGUUGUUCCAGCCUCCGACGUAGCCGUACCGAUCGCUUCGGCAAACCUGAUGGUGGAAAUGGUGGGAGAGGAGGUGAUGUGAUAUUAGAAUGCACACACGCUGUUUGGGAUUUUAGCGGAUUACAACCUCAUGUUAAAGGUGGGAAAGCUGGACAUGGAACUUCCAAGAACAGGAUUGGAAACAGAGGAGAAGACAAGGUUCUUCAAGUCCCCAUUGGGACAGUGAUUCAUCUUCAAGAGGGUGAGAUUCCAUCUCAAGUUCAAGUUAGCUCUCCCAAGAGUUCGGAUCCAUGGGACCUUCCUGGCACACUGGUCGAUGAUCCUGAAUCAGAGGACGUUGAUCAAGAUUCUUCUGUUGAAGCUGAAUCAGAGGAAGAGAGUGUAGAAGCAAUACAUCUAGACACAGAAAAGGAAACUGAUUUUGAAGAAGAAGGACAAGUCAGGUACAACGUUGCGGAGCUAACAGAAGAAGGCCAGAGCAUAAUCAUCGCACGCGGCGGCGAAGGAGGGUUAGGUAACGUAUCCGCCACGCGUUACUUAAGAGGCACCAAGUUCGCUAAAACCGCCACGUUGAGGACUAUGGAAGGCGAUUCUGAUGACAAUGCUGAUGAUGGUAACGGUCAACAACAACGCACGAGUUAUAAAUGCGGCUCCCUUGGUACAGAGUCCGUCCUGAUACUAGAACUAAAAAGCAUCGCCGACGUUGGUCUCGUCGGGAUGCCAAACGCCGGGAAAAGCACGCUGCUCGGCGCGCUCUCGCGCGCCAAGCCACGUGUAGGCCACUACGCGUUCACGACGCUGCGUCCUAACCUAGGAAACGUUAACUACGAUGACUUCUCAGUCACGGUAGCUGAUAUCCCGGGGCUCAUCAAAGGAGCUCAUCAGAACAGAGGACUAGGCCACAACUUCCUCCGACACAUCGAGCGGACCAAAGUGCUGGCUUACGUCGUGGACUUGGCGUCGGGGCUAGACGGCUGCGAAGGCGUGACGCCGUGGCAGCAGCUGAGAGAUCUUGUGAUGGAGCUCGAGUACCAUGAGGAAGGGUUGUCUGAUAGGUCGUCUUUGAUUGUGGCGAACAAGAUCGAUGAGGAUGGUGCGGAUGAGAGGUUGGAGGAGCUUGAGAGAAGAGUGAAAGGAGUGAGGAUUUUCCCGGUUUGUGCGGUUCUUGAAGAGGGUGUGGAUGAGCUGAAAGAUGGUUUGAAAAUGCUUGUGAACGGUGAGGGUGAGGGAGCGGAGAGGUUAAAGUUGGAGAAUAUUUCUGUUGACUAGUUUAGUUCCGAGUUGAUUACCGUAUAAGACACAUUGUGUCUUUGGCUUACACAAAAGAGCACAUUUUACUUGGUAGACACUUUGUCUUGUCUUCUAGUAGUUGUUUUGACACUUCUGACCUUGAUGAGGAUUCUUAUUAUUGUUAUUAUCAA